Messenger RNA from Momordica charantia (bitter melon), 1988 nucleotides. NCBI's taxonomy places the organism in Eukaryota, Viridiplantae, Streptophyta, Magnoliopsida, Cucurbitales, Cucurbitaceae. The record is from RefSeq and is a predicted model, not a curated record.
CCUUUCUCCAAGCGCGAUCGCCUUUCUGGAGAACAACUUGUGAUGAAAAUGGAGAAGAAAACGGCCGGAAGAAGGAUUUUGAUGCUUCGGCUGGCGGCCCAUUUCUUAUUCUUCAGUUUCACUUUCAGUCUCGCCGCCGCUGCAGCAGCAGAAAAAGAAGCAGAAGAUUUUUCUUCUCCUCGAAGAAUGCUAGGGAAAAAAUCAAUGUCGUCACCCGAAGUAACGUUGCAGCAGACUCGUGGACAGGUGAUACUAAAUAACGGCAUAGUUCAAGUCAUUUUGUCGAGUCCACAAGGGGAUGUCGUUGGCAUAAAAUACAAUGGUAUCGACAAUUUACUUGAAAUUCACAAUGCAGUUUAUAACCGAGGGUAUUGGGACGUAGUUUGGAACAGGCCAAAUGAAGACACUUCCAUUGAUAGAUUAAGAGCUACAAAUUUCAAGGUGAUUACGGCCAGCAGUGACCAAGUAGAGGUUUCAUUCACCAAAACUUGGAAUCCUUCAGCCCCCGACUCUUCCUCAGUCCCCUUGAACAUCGACAAGAGGUAUAUUCUGCGGCGCGGCGUCUCCGGAUUGUAUGYAUAUGGCAUAUUUGAACGCCUGAAUGGGUGGCCUCAGAUUGAUAUCGAUCAGAUCAGAAUCGUCUACAAACUUCAGAGGGACAAAUUCGAUUACAUGGCGAUAUCGGACAAUAGGCAGAGAAUCAUGCCAAAGCCCGAGGACCGCGCAACCGGCCGGCCUCUGGCUUAUCCCGAGGCGGUUCUCUUAACCCAUCCCACCAAUAAACACCUCAAAGGAGAGGUGGACGAUAAGUACCAGUACUCGAUUGAGAAUCAGGAGAACAAGGUCCAUGGAUGGGUGUCGGGGGACCCACCCACGGGGUUUUGGAUGAUCACGCCCAGUGAUGAGUUCCGCACGGCGGGGCCCACCAAGCAAGGUCUCACUUCCCACGUCGGCCCCACCACCCUCUCCAUGUUCGUGAGUACGCAUUACACGGGUAAGGAAGCGGGGAUGAAAUUUGAGGAGGGAGAGGCAUGGAAGAAGGUUUUCGGACCGGUUUUGGUUUAUUUGAACUCGGUUCCGACCGUCACUGGAACUCCAGGUUCACUCUGGGAAGAUGCUAAAAGACAGAUGGGGGUGGAAGUGAGUAGCUGGCCAUACGGGUUUGUAGGAUCCGGAGAUUAUCCAACGGCCGACCAACGAGGAAGCGUGACCGGUCAAUUACUAGUCCGAGAUCGAUACGCGAGAAUAAGAGAUACGUGGCCAACCACGUGGCAGAUAGUGUUUCCGCUAAAAGGGCCAAAACAGACCGGGAACUACACGCUCCGGUUGGCCAUAGCCUCCGCGACGGAGUCUGUGGUGAAAGUCCGGUUCAACAACCCGACGGUGGAACCGGCCCAUUUCUCAACGGGGCCGUGGUCGAUUGGGAAGGAUAACGCGAUCGCAAGGCAUGGCAUUCACGGGCUUUACUGGCUAUUCAGCUUCGAUGUUCCCAGUGAAUAUUUGGUUGAGGACAAAAAUAAUGUAAUCUAUCUGACGCAGUCAAGAUCCAAGGGGCCUUUCCGAGGAGUAAUGUACGACUACCUACGACUUGAAGGUGUAGUGUGAAACCCCAAUUUAUUCAUUUCAAUUAUUUUGUGCACCCAAUUAGGCUUAGGGUGGCCCAAUUUGUUCAUUUAAAUUAUUUUGUCAAAACCAAAUAGGGUGGGCGCCAAUUUAUCAUUAGAAAUUUUCCUUUUUUUCUUUAUGUCUCAGUCUUGUAUACUGUGAUAAUUUGCUGUUUGGUUAGUGGUACACAUUUUUGAUAUCCAGUCUCAGCUCUCUCCCCUCUCUUUUUUUCUUCAUUUUUUUUUCCGUUUCUAUAUACAKUUAAAAAUAUAGCAUCAAACAAAACAAAUGGGAAGGUAGAAGUUCAAACCAUGAAUCUGAGAUUACUAAUGCCUUCAGAACUAGGCUGAAUUUUGGCUGUUGUUUCUAUAUCCAAAAAGUAU